Messenger RNA from Siniperca chuatsi (mandarin fish), 6107 nucleotides. RefSeq names its product basonuclin 1 (gene bnc1). The transcript is spliced from 5 exons. Gene Ontology annotation, biological process: regulation of transcription by RNA polymerase I. NCBI's taxonomy places the organism in Eukaryota, Metazoa, Chordata, Actinopteri, Centrarchiformes, Sinipercidae. Gene Ontology annotation, cellular component: nucleus. Bases 1256 to 4507 code for a protein of 1083 amino acids. The record is from RefSeq and is a predicted model, not a curated record.
UUAGCUAAUUGGAAAAGCCAAUUGCAAUUACUUACUUACUUAUUCAUUGCUUAAUUGUUUUACCACAUUUUUUAUUUAGAAAUAUAAUCUGAGACACUAAUUUUCCAGACUUUUUUAUGUAAUUUAUCAACUUUGAUAUAAUCACUAUUUUGAGCCUCACAAUAACCAGAAUGUUAAUUACUGCUAUGAUCCUAUGAUUUUGAUCAGUUGGUAGGUAGGAUGGUAUGUAAAAUAGAUUAAUAGCCACUGUUUUCAAUGUCAAAGUUAAAUUUAACCUGACACAUUUCAGAGUAGCAUGAAUUCAGUUUGGUAUUAGUUGUUAAGUCAGCCCUUAUUUUACAAAUAUCAAACAGAAUCAAAUAGAAUGCAAGUGUGUUUUUUCUUCCUCACACAUUUGAUGUUCCUCUAACAGGUUGCCUUUUUCAUUUUCUGAUGGGCGUGAGGCCAUUACUCCAGCAAUCCAUGAAAAUUAUUUAGAUUGAUUUUUUGUGUGUGUGUGCGUGUGUGUGACAGAAAUGUGAGUAGAAUGGCCCUCUGUGGCGUUCCUUUAAUACACUCAUGUCCUGUCUCUUUAUUCCUGCUUUCCAUCUUUUGUUUCCUCUUUAAACCUCCAUCGCUCUCUGUUCGUCUUUAGUGCUGCAGGGCCCCUGGGCACAACACACACGCACAGGGCCCCUGCUGGUCUUUAAAGAGUUGCACUUCGCUUUGUGUGUGUUUAUGUGUGUGUGUGUCGGCGGUGGCGACUGUAGCCUGCCAACCUCGUCAGCUUCAUUAGGUUCGUGAUGGUCCAUCCGUGAGAGGAUGGGCGGCAGGGUGUGUGUCUCUGCUCCAGCCUUUUACCCCCUUCAGCAUCUCCCCGAGCUGUGAUGCGCCCCUCCUGGCCCCUUAACACCCCCAAACUCCGCACACACACACACACACACACACACACACACACACAGCAGCCACCCCUUGCGUCUGUGUCCGCCACCAAAAGGCUUGUGAGGAUUUGUCAGCCAGAUGUGACAAGAUUGUCAAGAGGCAGGCGAGGAGAGAGGGAGAUCUGAUAUUAAUCAGAGCGUAGCUGGGAGCCAAACUCUCUCAGACUCAGUGUACUAACAUGUUCCCCUCAUUUACUCCCUCUCUGAGCCAAACACUCCCUCCUAGUUCCUAACAGGGAGCCACAUACACCAGGAAGCCAACCCCCCCCACCACCACCACGAGCUCAUUGUCUUUUAAGAUUUUCUAUUCUUUAAAAGAAGCCAAGCAUUUUCUCAUGGAUAUUCAGGCUAUCUGCUGCACUUUGGUGAACUGUAACUGUGACAGCUUCAAGCCUGGGAAGCUGAAGAGGAGGCAGUGUGAAAACUGUAAGCAUGGCUGGGUAGCACACGCCCUGAGUAAGCUGAAGGUGCACCACAUGUACCAGAGCAGCCAGGUGGAGAUUGUGCACUCCAAUGUGGUGUUCGAUAUCUGCAGCCUGAUGCUGUACGGCACCCAAGCCAUCCCUAUCCGCCUCAAGAUUCUCCUGGACCGCCUCUUCUCUGUCCUCAAGCAGGAGGAGGUCAUCCAGAUCCUCAAUGCACUUGACUGGACACUGCAAGACUACAUACGAGGAUACGUGCUCCAGGAUAUAGCAGGGAAGGUGCUUGACCGGUGGGCCAUCAUGACGUUCGAGGAGGAGAUUGCCACGCUGCAGCAGUUCCUGCGUUUUGGCGAGACCAAGUCCAUAGUGGAGCUGAUGGCUCUGCAGGACAAGGAGGGCCAGGCAGUUUUGGUUCCCAGUACACGCACCAAUUCAGAUAUCCGCACUUUCAUUGAGCGUAACACCCCACGCACUGCUGCCAACCUCUCUACAUCCAAAGUUGAUAAGCUGAGCGGUAACAGCAUGCACCACUUUGAGAACUUCAUAAACAGUAUGGCCUUCAUGCUGCCAUUCCAGCUGUUAGGCACUGUUCCUGCCCCGUUUCUGGGCUCACCAACAGGGGCACUGCAGCAGCAGCAACAUCAGCAAGACCAGCAGCCAUGCCAUGGAUCAAUGGAGCAGCAGAAUCAGAGACGAGAUGAUCAAGGGCGGGACGGUCUAGGUAGGGACAACCUCCUCCCUCUUUCACACCCCCCAGAGAACAGCCUGCUAGGUUCCAGCUCUGUCACAUUCACUGCUGAUCUAGACCGAAGUGGAGACAAGCCAAUGGACAACCUCUCCACCACCACAAAGAUCGAGGCAGAGGACUUCUCCACUAGUGACAACUACUCGGAUGGACCCUCCACUCCGUGCACGCCCUCCAUGAGCUCUGAUGUAACACAGAUGUCACCUGAGGGCAAGCUGCGCUCACUGGACAGGAACGGGAGCGGCGGUGGAGGGGUGUCAGGAGGUGGUGGGGGAGGGGGUUCUCUGAAGAAGGGUCGCGUAUUUUGCAACGCCUGUGAGAAAACAUUCUACGACAAAGGCACACUGAAAAUCCACUACAAUGCAGUACACCUGAAGAUAAAGCACAAGUGUACCAUCGAGGGCUGCAACAUGGUGUUCAGCUCACUGCGCAGUCGCAAUCGGCAUAGUGCCAACCCGAACCCGCGGCUACACAUGCCUAUGAACCGCAACAACCGGGACAAAGACCUGCGGGGAAGCUUAUCUGCGGAUGAGGGCUCUCAAGGAGAGAAGAGGCCUGAAUAUGGAACCCCCAUCCCUGUCUGCUCUGCAGAUAGCCAUAAGUCAGUGCCCAGCUAUAUGGUGAGCCAUGUGGACACUGGCUCUAAACUCCACAGCAGCUCGUUCCCCAGCAUGGGCCAGAGUGGCAUCCUCUUCCCUAACUUAAAAACAGUACAGCCAGUCCUGCCUUUCUACCGCAGCCUGGUGACCCCAGCAGAGCUUGCAAACACCCCAGGAACACUGCCAUCCCUUCCUCUGUUGUCCUCCUCUGUACCCGUCAAACCCAUCACAGCCCCUGAACCCUACAUGACAGACCAUAUACCAAAGAAAAAGUCUCGGAAGUCAAGCAUGCCAAUAAAGAUAGAGAAGGAGGCGGUGGAGCGAGAUGAGCAGAUGGAUAAGGGGAGCAGCUCUGAAGAAGAGGCUCCUUUACAGGGCAGGGACAAAGAAGAGUGUGACAGUAGUCGAGCAGAGGGGCAUAUGUGCGCAAGACAAGUUGGGGAGGAGAAGGAGGUGAGAGGGGCUUACAUUGGUGAAGAGAAGGAAAGGGAAGGCACCAAGCAUCUGUUAGACCAAACUUUAGAUGGUGAAAUGACAGAGACAGAGGACAAAAAUAAUGGGCCAAGGCAAGUGGAAACAGGGGUCAUCACUUGUGCAUCCUCCCCCUUCGAAAACAGACUGAUGGAGAAUCACUGUGACAACAACUUACUCUGUCAGGAACCCAAUGGCAGUGAAGAAAGGGAGGACAGGGAGCAUGCAAACUCGCUGCAUGCAGCUGACAAAAUUUCAGAGCUCAGAUGGGAUGAGGGUGAACACAGGCUGACUAAUGGGGGCGCUCCCCAACUCAUAGACCGUGAGAGGGAGGGAUCUGAUGGUUGUGUAGAUGACUAUGGUGACUCAUGUUUGUCUCACCUCGACCCCGACGCUGACCUGCCACACUACUGUGAGAUCUGCAGUAAAACCUUUAAGAACCCAUACAGCGUCAAGAUGCACUACCAAAAUGUCCACCUGAAGGAGAUGCACAUGUGCACAGUGGACGGUUGCAAUGCUACCUUCCCCUCCCGCAGGAGCCGAGACAGACACAGUGCAAAUUUGAACCUACACCACAAGUUGCUGACCAAAGACUCAUUCAGCCCAGCCAGCACCCUCUACUCGCCCUCAAACUACUGUAGAGACAGAGACUCUGUUGGCCUGGACUACUGCCAAGACCAGCGGGACAGAGAUCUGCCCCAUCGAGACCCAACUAGCCAGACCUCCGUCAUCUUCCGAGGACACAACCGCAUGGGCCUGGUCUUCCCUAUGAGCAAAAUGUCUACUGCAUCAUACAGUGCCGAGGCACCUCCCUUAGGAGGGAUGGAGGGAUUAGAAGUAGGAGGAGAAGGUGGUGGAAGUGGGGAGGAUGGGGCAGUCCUGGACCUGAGCACCUCCUCCUAUGCUCCACCUCGUGGCAGUGGCAGUGCUCGAUCUGCCUGGGACUCAGAUGGAGCGGGUAGUGAAGAAGGGGAAGGGAUUGAAGAGGAUGAGGAGGCGCUCCCAAUGGAGGACAGUGAUGAAAGCUGUGAUGGGAUCGGUGUGGGGAGGCCUGGGGGCGAGGAGUAUGCACUCGGGGGAGAGAGGACCGUUGGGGGAGGACAAGGCGGGCUUCAGGGAGGUGGGGGGGGAUCUCCGAUAAUCUGCCACGUCUGCCAAAAGGUCUACAGCAACAAGGGCACAUUCAGAGCCCAUUACAAGACUGUCCAUCUGCGACUGCUUCACAAGUGUAAAGUCCCUGGCUGCGAUAUAUCCUUCUCCUCUGUGCGAAGCAGAAACAGGCACAGCCAGAACCCAAACCUUCACAGGAACCUAGCUGUUAGCUCAGGUGCCACGAUGGACCAGGAGUAGGGAUUUGAGCUCAUUUGCUAACAAGACUGAUUUCCUUUAUUCAAAUGUUCUUUUUGUUAUUGUUUUCAUUUUUGGGCACCUAAAGAAGGCUCACCAAUUAGCCCAUUUUAAAUUCCAUACCGUAGACCAUCUACUUGUCAUAUUUUGGGAAAAAAGAAAGUACAAUCAGGUUCAUCGGUUCGUUUGUUGUGGCAAAUGCAACUUGCUUUUGGAACAAAUGGCUUCCCUAACCCUUACCCUUCUGCAAUAAAAUAAUGGAUAAAGCAGUGCAUGCAUCUGUUUACACAUCAACACAUAAAGAACAACCAAAACAUACAUCUGUCAGUAAAUUAAUUUUCAGCAUUGAGAAAUGCAACCUUAAUGAGUCUCAAUCUUUUGUUGUGAUGCAGUACUGAUUUCUUUGUAUUGGUUUGCCUUACAGCCCAGUUUAGACCGUAAAAAAUUUAUCUGUAUGAACUGAAUUUUUCCAUGUGUUGUCCAAGUGAGAGUUGAGCCAUGAAACUGUAUCAUGCGAGUGAUUUCUUUCUGGUGAUUUUGUUGUGUGAUGUAUGUCCACAUCUUCCCUGUGAAGCUGUGCAUAAUGUAUUGAUCAAAAGCAGUAGUGAAGUAACCUCUACAUGUGUCAUUUCAUUCAUUUGGACAAUGGUCAUCAAAAAGAGUCUUUGUUGAAAAGCUAUAGUGUUGUGAGCUUGACCAAUAAGUUAUUGUAUGGUGUUAUAUGAUAUGUCUUUACUGUUCUGGUUGUUGCAUACUGCUAAUGUUGACCAAAGAUUUUUUCAGUCCACAGGUGUGUGUAUAGAAACCCCUUCAUACUUUGAGGGGUAUGCAGUAUUAAAAGGGCCCAUCCAGUCUUCUCUCAACUACUUUGUAAUUAACAGCAGUAUUCAGGCGUGGGCUCUCUUGUAAAAUAAAAUCAAAUCACCCAAAAAGACCAACAACUUUUGACUGAUCAGGGUGAAGAAAAUAUCUUGAUUUUGGUGGUGUUUUUAUCAAGAAAUCUGCUCAUGGGACUAGACUUGAUUAAGGCAUUGUUCUUGUAUUGUUUGUGUGGUUGCUUGCAGUAUCCUGACUGACUGGACAAACAGCUGGAAGAUAUGCUGUGUCUGGAGGCUAGAAGCAUGUACUGUGAAUGAGUCAAACACUGAGAAAUAAUAAUUUAAAAAAAUGCAAUUUAUAAUAAUCGCCCCACACGUGAGCACACCCUAAAAAAGAACUGGUAAACAAAAUGUUUAUUGAACUGUAUAUUCUGUGAAUAGAGUAAUUUGUUAUCUGAAAGAAACCAAAAAAUAUAUUGUAUAAAAUCGGUUAAUUUCACCACUAACAUUACAUGUUUUUUUUAUUUUUCAAAAAUGAAUGAACAAGAACAUUGUGUUGUACAUGUCUGAUUAUUUCACCAUGGUUUACUGUUCUGGUUUUGCUCUGUAUUCUGCAUAUUUUUUCGUUCUGUAUUUAAAUGCAUUGGGCCAGAUUUAAAAUGUUUGUUGUUUGGAUUUGCUAAAAAAAGGAGCAAAAACUGACAUAUGUUGAUAGGUGUUCAUGCUUCCUUUGAUUUAAUGUUACAAUAUUCAUUCCAAUUAAAUAAAAAGCCAUAUGUUUGCAA